AUGCUUUCCAGCGACAACGCACAAACCCACGUAGAGAAGAAGGAGGAAGCCAUGAACCAAUCCAACUCGUAUUCGGUGCCACCCAAUCUCACACUAGAGAUGGUGGCGGCAAAGGAAAAAGAGUUGGAGGAACGUCGCGAAGCGAUAAUUAGGCGGCAGCGUAAUAUCGCAGUGGAAGUGGGACCACAGCCCAAUUUCCCUCCAAGGUUUUUGUGCAUCAGGCCACAGAUAUAUCACAAUAUUAAGGAACAGGUACCAGUGCCGUUGCAGCGUUUUAUGUACAUUCUUUGUGGAUUGUACAUCAGUUUACUUGUACUGAUUGUUUACAACAUUGUAUGUGCCUUUGUAAACUUUAUAUUGGGGGGAAACCCCAUGCACUUUGGACUUUCGUUCCUGUAUCUUCUAGGUAUUCCUGGUGCAUUCAUUGUAUGGUACUACAAUGCUUACUGUGCAACCACGACCGCCUCGCGGCCCAGGAAGCUACUGGCAUACCUGGGACUCUUUUUUGGUUUGGCCUUUGACGCUUGGAUGGCAGUUGGUGUCUCUGGCUUUGGUGGCUGUGGAUGGAUCAUAACACUUGGAAUAACGUCACGUGUGCCUGCCUUCAUCAUGUGCUUGAUUUCCUCUAUUCUUUGGUCACUGCAUGGAGUCCUUCUUUUUGUGAUGCUCCUGCGCUUUUGGCGCUAUAAUCCAUCUGGCGGAACUUCUCGGUACGAAAGCAGGGGGCUUUAG
Trypanosoma conorhini is the source of this 732-nucleotide messenger RNA. Its product is annotated as putative membrane-trafficking protein. Gene Ontology annotation, cellular component: recycling endosome membrane; trans-Golgi network membrane. The record is from RefSeq and is a predicted model, not a curated record. Lineage: Eukaryota; Euglenozoa; Kinetoplastea; Trypanosomatida; Trypanosomatidae. Bases 1 to 732 code for a protein of 243 amino acids. The transcript has a single exon. Gene Ontology annotation, biological process: protein transport.